ACGAUGAUGAUGAGUGUGUCGCGGCAGCGGACUGGAGUCAGCAGAACUGGGAGUGGAAACGACCAGCAGGCGGCUACAAGCGACAGUGACAACUUUAGACAUUUUAAAAAAAACGCUUCUCUCGGGGGUUUCGCGCAUCAGCAGGUGAGGAUGAGCGACGCGAAUCAGCCUAAACUGGAACUUUUUGUUAAGGCAGGCAGCGAUGGCCAGAACAUCGGGAACUGUCCCUUCUCCCAGCGUCUCUUCAUGGUGCUGUGGCUGAAAGGAGUCACCUUCGAUGUCACCACCGUGGACAUGAAGAGAAAGCCCGACAUCUUGAAGGACCUGGCUCCGGGAGCCCAGCCUCCCUUCCUGCUCUAUGGCAGCGAAGUGAAAACGGACACCAACAAGAUCGAGGAGUUCAUGGAGGAUAAUCUCUGCCCUCCGAAGUAUCCCCGUCUGGCUGCUCGUAACCCGGAGUCCAACACGGCGGGCAUGGAUGUUUUCUCAAAAUUCUCUGCUUAUGUAAAGAACUCAAACCCUCAGGCCAACGAAAGUCUCGAGAAAGGCCUGCUCAAGGCUCUGAAGAAGCUGGACGACUACAUCGGCUCCCGUCUUCCUGACGAGAUCGACGAGAAUAGCGCCGAUGAGCUCACUUCCUCGUCCCGCCCCUUCCUGGACGGCCAAGAGCUCACGCUGGCCGACUGCAAUUUGCUGCCUAAGCUCCACAUCGUGAAGGUGGUGUGUUUAAAAUACCGAAACUUCAGCAUCCCUCAGUCUCUGACACACCUCUGGAGGUACCUGAACGCAGCAUACGCCAGGGAGGAGUUUGCCUCCACCUGCCCGAGCGACAACGAGGUGCACAUCGCCUACUCCUGUGUAGCCAAAGCGCUCAAGUAGGAGGACAACGGGAUUCAUAAGUCGUUAAUACACCUGCACAAAAGAACACGCAUUAGCUCACCUGCACACACCACGCAGUCACUCUGCACGCCACCCGCUCGACCUGUUGGUCCAGAGCCGCCCGUUGCAUAAUGGCAGCUUUAAAGGUUAUGGGGGAAUAUUCUGACGAGAUGUAUACACACACACACACACACACAUGCACUGACUUAAAACUACCGCCUUGCUUGUGUACAGUUUCAGCCUCAGUAGACACGCAUUGUAAAGUGGCUUCUUGAUGUCUUCUCCGUCUUAUCUUUGUAUUUUGGGGACUCGUCUGACACAAAGCUGCCUCCCAGAUCAAACCUUUACUCUCACCGUGCUCGCCUCACGCAGACCGAUCCAACCGGUUUGGCUCAGCUCCACUGACAAGGGAUUUGUCUGUAACCACAAGGCUUCACAUUUACUUUUAUUGUUUCAUGAUUGAGGGAUUAAGGCUUUAUGUUUUGCGUUUAAAUAACCUCAGAAAGGAAGCAAGGUGCUUUUUCCUCUGCGGACCAAGUCUCGCUUUUAGGGAGGCCGAGUAACAACGGUUACAGAGACAGGAAACCAUUUCAAUAGACGAGGGCUUCCCCUUUCUGCCCCCACGGCAGCCACUAAGGAUUAUUGAAGAUUACCACGCUUGUUUGUAAUGCACUGCCAGUCUCUUUACAGCCAUUUAUUUUGUUCUGCCUGUCAUGUACGAAGGAUCCUCUUUUAAAUAUUGUAUAACAGAGGGAGAUCAGAUUGUGAGCGUAUUAAAGUUAAAAGCUGAAAGCACUCGUACUACUUCCUCCGGUAGCUCACAGCGCAAGAACUGUUCUGCCUCGUGUUUCUCAGGAGGAAGAAGAAGAAGAAAGAAAAAACAGCAGGAAGUUCAAUGUAAACAUGCAAGUUAUGCGAUAUUGCUCUGAAAAUCCUCCACAUUGUUAAUGUUAAAAAUGUCCCUAAAAAAUGUGGAUUACCACACAUAAACAUGUGUUUGUAUUGCACCACAGAUCGGACACACCCGUUGUUCAUGAACACCUCCCAGUAGAAGGAGCAGCGUUGAGCGUUUCACUGUUGUGUCACCCGGGGCAACGAUGUGGCUCAUUAAUGCCUUUCUGGCUCAAGCCGUGGUUCAGUUGUUGACAAUUAGAAACAUUUGUAACGGCACUAGGCUUGCCCAUGAAUUCAAAACAUUGCAUGUUGAGUGAUUUCUUAUAAAAGGGACUUAAAACGAAACCGCUGGGAAGAACAGGAACCAAUCGGAACACGUCUGGUCCGACUGUAGCCGUGUUCGUGGGUUUCAUUCAUCACGGAAACUCUGUAAAUGAACAUUUAUGGAGGCGGUUUGCAAUUAAGACUUCACAGAUACAUUAGGUGUGUUGUGAGCUCAAGAUCAUUAAGUGUCAUGUCUCUCAGAUUAUUAGGGUGAAGCUCUUUUAAGUAAUUAUUUACCUAAGUGCAAUUUAAGCCUUUUUAAAAAGACGAUCUUGUUCGUCAUGGGGAGCACAGUUGGUUAUUUUUGUACACGGUCCAAUCCUUCUUUGAGGUGUUGAUCAAAGAGAUGAUACUGUAUAUUUUAUAUUGACUGAAAGGUUGUGGAUUUCAUCUAUUUUCUAAAUAUGGAACAACAUUUAAAGGGACUGUCUGAAUCAUUUCAGUAUUUUAGUAUUUCUUCUCCAGUGUGGAAGAGUUGUUCACUUCUUACUGUCGGACAGAAUUUCAGGGACCAUUUAACUUGAUAUAUUCAUUCAAAAUGUUAUCUUUAGACUUUUUUUUGUUUUAAAACAAAAUGUCCUCUUCAUGUAUUUUCUUUAUGAAACUCAUAUGUUGUUUUUGACUUUGUUUCCUACCCUUAUGAAUUAAUUUACAAAUAUUGUGUUUUUUUUUCAUGUAGUCACUAACUCACACAGGAUCAGAACAAACUGUGUAAACUAAACCAGUAGAUUAAGAUAACCAAUCAAACUAAGAGCACAGCUGAGAUGUAUGUUGUGAUUAAAAGUCCUUACAAAGACACAUGUAUUAAUAUCCUAAUAAAGAAGUAUCUUGAUAAUCAA
Messenger RNA from Pseudoliparis swirei, 2936 nucleotides. RefSeq names its product chloride intracellular channel 1 (gene clic1). Bases 4 to 879 code for a protein of 291 amino acids. Lineage: Eukaryota; Metazoa; Chordata; Actinopteri; Perciformes; Liparidae. The record is from RefSeq and is a predicted model, not a curated record. The transcript is spliced from 7 exons.